Molecule: messenger RNA, 1670 nt
Organism: Puntigrus tetrazona (Sumatra barb)
Lineage: Eukaryota; Metazoa; Chordata; Actinopteri; Cypriniformes; Cyprinidae
Gene: pdss1
Product: prenyl (decaprenyl) diphosphate synthase, subunit 1
Exons: 11
Coding region: 65-1303 (412 amino acids)
Biological process (GO): isoprenoid biosynthetic process; ubiquinone biosynthetic process
Cellular component (GO): mitochondrion; transferase complex
Molecular function (GO): prenyltransferase activity
Source: RefSeq, a predicted model, not a curated record
UCUUCCGGUUCAUGGGCCGGUUCGUCACUGAGCGUGUGCCGCUCUUCGUCGGGGUAGCGUCAGCAUGGCGGUGCCGUGGAGCCGAUGCUGGAGGAGCAGCACCGGAGCGGCCGUGCUGCUGGACUGGUGUUGCGGGUUCAGCAGAAGGGCCUUCUCUCGCGCGGCUUCAGGAGGCGGGAGAACAGAGAGCCCCACCGCCGCGACACAGGUUUUAUUCCGGCAGGGCCCUAUAUAUAAUUUUAACAUACCAAUGACUAUUGCAAGGCACAGGAAUAGAUGUCUGUACACGGCUCCACGAGUCUGUUGCAGUAUACGCAGUGAUACAAAGCAAAAAGAUCCUUUCUUACUAGCACAAAAAGACUUGCAAAAUAUUUAUGAUGACAUAAAAAAGCAGUUGCUCAUCUCUAAAGCAGAGCUAAAAGCGCUGUGUGAUUAUUACUUUGAUGGAAAAGGGAAAGCUUUUCGACCAAUGAUUGUAAUCCUGGUGGCUCGAGCGUGCAACGUCCACAGCAAUAAAGAGGGGGUUCUGCUGCCGGCGCAGCGCUCCAUCGCUAUGAUCUCUGAGAUGAUCCACACUGCCAGCCUGGUGCAUGAUGACGUGAUUGAUGAUUCGGACACGAGACGGGGCAAAAACACCAUUAAUAAAGUCUGGGGCGAGAGAAAAGCUAUCCUGGCUGGAGAUUUCAUUCUGUCAGCAGCGUCUAUGGCGUUAGCACGUAUCGGGAACACUACAGUGGUGUCUGUGCUGUCACAAGUCAUAGAAGACCUCGUGCGAGGUGAAUUCAUGCAGCUGGGGUCUAAAGAGAAUGAAAACGAAAGAUUCAAGCACUACCUUGAGAAAACCUUUAAGAAGACCGCCAGUCUCAUUGCGAACAGUUGUAAAGCAGUGUCUAUAUUGGUGAAUUCUGAUCCUGAGGUGCAUGAGAUUGCCUUCCAAUACGGACGAAACGUUGGCAUUGCCUUCCAGCUUGUGGAUGACAUUCUGGACUUCACUUCCAGUGCAAACCGCUUGGGGAAGCCAUCAGCCGCCGAUCUCAGACUGGGUCUGGCCACCGGCCCCGUUCUGUUCGCUUGUCAACAGUUUCCCGAGCUGCAUGCGAUGAUAAUGAGACGCUUCAGCUCUGAUGGAGAUGUGGAUCGAGCCUGGCAGUACGUCCUGAAGAGUGACGGUGUGGAACAGACCAACUACCUCGCCCGACACUACUGCCAAGAGGCCAUCCGUCAGAUCAGCCGCCUGCGGCCGUCGACCGAGCGAGACGCGCUCAUCCGACUGACCGAGCUGGUGCUGCGCAGGGACAAGUGAGCCCGGACUCAGAGCUCCACACUCAGGCAGCUACAGCUCUCUGCAGCCGGGAUUCAGAGGUCAAAGAACACCACACACGCCGUCACUGUAUGCUUUAACCGUACUGUAAUCACAGAACCUUCUGGUACCAAAGGAGAAACUCUGUGAAAUCAUUGUAAUUCCAGGUGUAGCACCGAUGGGAGGUGCUACCGUCACGCGCGUGUUUGUGGAUCCGUUACAGACGAUCGCUUAAACAUCCGUCCGCACCAUCCAAAGGCCAAACAGUGUCUAAGAUGUACUUUUGCAUCAAGUGCUUAAUAACAACAAAGGCCUUAAAGCUCACUGGCUAUUUACUCAAAUUAAAAAAAAAGGUAUUUUUUAAAGUAAA